AAACAAAAACGAAAAAAUGUCGAAAGUGAGAGUAUCCCGCAAGAGACUUCACGAAAAGCUUCAAAAAAACAAAAAACUGUAGCUGAACCUACACGAUACUCGGAACGUAUUGCUAGACAGGACUCAGAACUCGCAGGAGCUACCAGGGACAUUAGGAUUAGUUCCGGUUCCGAUUCCGGUUCCCGUUCCAGCUAUGACUUAAAGGAUCUCCCUUCUUCGGCAUCUAGAUUCACAGAAGACGAUUUGGUGGCACUAAACGCUACAUUCAUACCGGCUUCCAACGAGAAUGAAGUCAUUCCUGAUGUUGAAGCAAUAAACGUUCCCCAAGAAUAUUUUCUCCCCGAACUUCCUAGUGAUAUGCUUCGGAGACCAAAUUUUAAUGUUGACGGUAUUCAAACUUCUGGUCAGCCGAUAGUGACAGGCUCAGAUCGACUUCAAGCACUAACUUCUAUUCAUGUCAAAACGUUCCUUAACAAUCUGCACAGAGUUGUUAUGAAUGCAGGCCUUGAUAUAGGCACGGAGGAAUCUAAGACCGACACAUUAGUAACCCAUCUUCUACUUCGAGUUAUUGAUUUCGGAGGUUGGCCCUUUGCAGUUAGAAUCAAAGAAUCCUAUAAGCUGUCCGUUAAUUAUAAGAAGAUAUCGGCGAUACCUGAUAUAGUGGUGGAUAAGGGAGAGAUUUCUAUGAUGAUCGUAGAGGACAAGCAUUUAAAAAAUGUUACGGCACCUGAUUUUGGUGAAGCGCAAAUUAUGGCUGAGAUACUCGCUUGCGGAUAUGAAAACUUACGUACAUCCCGUGCUAUUACGGAUCAAACUAUAUUUGUCGUUCGUGUUGUCUCCUCCUAUGUUACAUUUUAUAGGAGUAAGAUUAGUGCAGGGUAUUGGAAAGAAAUUAAGAGGGGCUUACCAAGAAAGAAAAAAGUUACGGUUUUAAGAUGGCCGAUGGCGAACGAUCCAGUUACUGGUCUAGAUUUUGCAGAGCCAGGUGGAAGGCAAGCAAUAUUGACUGCAUUGGCCAAAAUUCGCCAAUUUAUUUUACAACCCUCCUCCUUCAGCAUCCAAAGACCAGGCGGAGCAGAGUAG
This is a messenger RNA of Funneliformis caledonium, 1083 nucleotides long. Lineage: Eukaryota; Fungi; Glomeromycota; Glomeromycetes; Glomerales; Glomeraceae. The record is from the annotation of a GenBank genome assembly.